AUGGGCGGCAAGGGCAAGGGCGGCAAGCGCCGCGGCGGCGGCGGGCUGGGCGGGGAAGGCGGCGGCGACGGCGGCGGCGAGAGACCCGCGGCGGCCCUCGUCAUCGGCGGCCCCCCGGGCGACAAUGGCGUGAAGGGAAAGGGCGGCGGCCGCGGCAAGGGCGGCGGCGACGGGCGCGCGCCGAGGCAGGGCAAGGGGCGCGCCAGGGGCGACGCCGGCGGCGAGGACGACGCCGAGGGCCCCAGGCAGCGCUUGUGGGCCUGGGCCACCCAGGUGCUGCAGCGCGAGCCCACGGAGGAGGAGCUCAGCCUCCGCAUGGAGGAGACGCCCGUGCCGGCUGGCGGGCGCGGGCGCCCCACCUUCCAGUGCACCGUGGUGGUGCAGCUGCCGCCCGAGGUGGGCGCCGGCCUCGCCACGCGCCCGCAGGGGCCGGUGCAGGGCCGGCCCGCGCCGCGCAAGCGCGACGCCGCCGCCUCGGCCGUGCAGGCGGUGCUCCACGGCUUCGGCGCCGCGCCGCCCGAGGCGCCGCCGCGCGGGGCGGCGCUGGAGGGGCCCGCGCCCGGGGGCGCGCGGCAGGUGGACCCCGCGAAGGCCCGGGAGCUGCUGCUGGCCUGGCUGGUGAAGGUCCACCGGAUGCCGCCGGAGCUGGCGAAGACGCAGGAGGGCGUGGCAGAGUCCAUCAUCCAGCAGCGGGCCAGGGGCGGCGGCGGGUCGACGUACCUGUGCACGAUCAUGGUGCCCGCGCUGCAGCUCGGCCCGGUGUCGGGGCCGGAGCCGAUGGUGAAGAGGAAGGAGGCGAUCAUGGCGGCCUACGCCGCCUGCGUGGCGGAGUGGAACAUCCCGGUGCCCCCACGGUCUGCGCUGUCGCUGCGGUCCAUCCAGAAGCAGGAGCAGCUGAGGUCGACGCGCGAGGAGAGGGCGGAGCAGCAGAAGCGGCUGCAGAAGGAGCAGCAGGAGAGGCGCGCACAGCAGAAGCAGCAGGCCAAGCUCGAGGCCGAGUCGCGCGCCAAGGAGCGGGCCUGGGGCGUCUUCCAGGAGCGCCUGCUGCCCCAGGUCGCGGCCACGGUGCCUGGGGCCGCGGACGGCACGAUGCGCCUUCCGUACCCGCAGCAGGUGACGAAGGGCGGCAGCGACCGAGCCGAGCAGCGCGCCGUGAGCGACCUGGGGAACCUGUGCAACAAGGAGCCCUCGUUCCUGGAGGGCCCCCCGCUCUUCUUCGAGAAGUCCGAGUCGCUGCCCGGCCAGGGGAGCGUGCACUUCGUGGCGGCGGUGAUGAAGGUGCGCGGCGGGGAUGGCCAGAAGUGGGCGCCCGUGGCGGGCUGCGCCUACGGCCCCAAGCGCGGCGCGGCCAAGUCGGCCGCGGCGCGACAGUGCGUGACCCGGAUCAACGUGAAGGCGUCGCUGCCCGUGGCCGCCGAGAUGGCCGACGAGCUCGCCACCCUGCAGCAGGCCCUGGCGGCGGAGGGCAGGGACUUCGCCUCCGUGAGCGAGGUGUGGGCCGAGAUCACGCAGGCCGUCUCCGAGAUCAGGAAGCUGGAGCAGAAGGGCGCCGGCGGCCUCCGCCUCUUCGUGGCCGAGACCCUCGAGAGCGGCAGCGCCGGCGACCCCCUCUCGGGCUCGUUCCGCUGCCUGCUCACUGGCCGCGUGCCGCAGGAGAACGGCCUCCGGGACUUCCGCGGCGCGUCGCCCUCGGGGCGCCGCUCGGCCCGCCUGGCUGUCGCGGCGGCGUGCCAGGACGCGGUGGCGCGCCUGUCGGUGCUGUUCGGUGGCGGCGACGUGACCACGUGGCUGCGCCGCAUGGCCAUCACGCCCAUGGAGCUCGAGGAGCUCCCGCGCGAGACGAUCCACAACCUGCGGCAGUGCGAGAGCCACUCCUGGGGGACCGCCGAGGAGGUCAAGCGCAAGCUGGAGGAGUGGAUGCAGCACCGCACCCGGUACCGGCAGCAGGCGUCGGUGGCCCCCGACCUCUCUGCCCCAGCGCCCGCGGUCGCGGACCUCUACGAGGCGCCCCCUGGCGACGGCAAGGACGACCCCCGCGAGAAGGCGAAGCGGGAGAGGGGCGUGCCGCUGCUCCCGGUGCGCAGCCUGCGCCGGCCCCUGGCCAAGAUCAUGAGCGAGGAGAGCGUCCUGGUCGUGAGCGGCGGGACGGGCAGCGGCAAGAGCACGCAGCUGCCGCAGUACAUCCUCGACGACUGGGUCGGGGCCCCCGCGCCCGAGGUCGAGGAGGGUGCGGCGGCGCCGCCAGCGCCUCGGUCCCGCCGCCCGCGCGUGUGCGUGACGCAGCCGCGCCGGAUCGCGGCCAUCUCCGUGGCCGAGCGCGUGGCCUUCGAGCGUGGCGAGGAGAUCGGGCAGAGCGUCGGGUACACGGUUCGCAACGAUGCCAAGCCUCCGCGGAGGGGCGACGGCUCUAUCGAGUUUUGCACCGUGGGCAUCCUGCUCCGGCGGUUGAUGGACCCGCGGGACCCGGACCUGUCGCGCUACACCCACCUGCUGGUAGACGAGGUCCACGAGCGGGACCUGAUGACGGAUUUCCUGCUCAUCCUGUUGAAGGAGCUGCUGGUGCGUCGCGGUGACAUCCGCGUGAUCUUGAUGAGCGCCACGCUGGACGUGAGCACCUUCACGGGCUACUUCUGGGACUGCUCCUGCCUCGAGGUCCCGUCUGGACCUCGCUACCCGGUGGAGGAGGUCUACCUCGAGGACCUCAUCUACGACCCGCAGUGGGAGGCGGCACAGCGGCAGCAGCAGCUCCAGCAGCAGCUCCAGCUGCAGUCGCAGCCGCAGGAGCACGUGAGCCACGACAUCGCCAACCUGGCGCAGCUGCUCCUCCGGAAGGAGGAGACGUGCCGCAACGCCUUCGCGGCCGAGCGGGCCGAGGCGGCGGCGGAGCGCGAGGGCGAGAAGGCUCUGGCAGGCGUCGCCGAGGCCGCUGACGGCGACCCAGACGCGGACCCAGAUGUCGCCGAGGGCGGCGGCGAAGAUGGCGGGUUCCAGGGCGCCACCACGGGGCUCUGGUGGGGCAGCUUCGAGGACGGCGACGCGCUCAUGGAUCUUUGCGCCCGGCUCCUGCUGCACAUCGUCUUCCGCGGGGAGUCCGAGGCGGGGGGCAUCUUUGACGAGAAGGGCAAGCCUGGCUCGAUCCUGGUGUUCAUGCCAGGCUGGGCAGAGAUCAAGCUCGUGAUGGAGAAGCUGCAACAGUCGCCCCACAUCGAUCGCCUGUGGGUGCUGCCGCUGCACUCAACGCUCCCGAAGGAGGACCAGCAGAAGAUUUUUCAGCACCCUCCGCCGGGCAAGACAAAAAUCAUCAUCGGCACGAACAUCGCUGAGAGCAGCGUCACUAUCGACGACGUGCUCAUCGUGGUGGACGCGGGCCUCAUGCGCGAGCUGUCCUACGACCCAGUUCGCCGCAUCUCCACGCUCGAGACCGUAUGGGUCUCGCAGUCGUCCUCUAUCCAGCGCAAAGGCCGUGCCGGGCGCGUGCGCAACGGCAGGUGCUACCGCCUCUUCUCGCGCGCCCAGUUCGAUGGCACCGCGUGGCGCACGGCGCCCGAGAUGCAGCGCUGCGAGCUCUCGGCCACCUGCCUGCAGGCGCUGGCGAUGAACCGCGAGGUGCGGGACUUCCUAUCCCGCGCCCCCGACCCGCCGGCGCGGCCCUCCGUGGAGUCGGCCCUGAAGGAGCUGGUGCAGCUGGGUGCCGUCGCACCCCCGCCCCGGGUGCCCCAGGGCGUCCUGCGGGAGCGCAUGCUGCCGCUCGGCGAGACGCUCUCGCGCAUGCCGCUCUCGCCCUUCCUGGGCAGGAUGCUCAUCAUGGGGGUGCUCUUCCAGUGCGUGGACACCGCGUGCCUGCUGGCGGCGGUGAUCGCGGCAGCCCGCCGGCCGUUCGUGAGCCCGCCGGGGAAGCGGAAGGAGAGCCUGGGCUACCAGCGCGGCUUCGACAGCACCAGCGACCUCCUGGCCUGCUACGCCGCCGCCGAGGUCUUCGAGGAGAAGGUGGAGAUGCAGCGCACGCGGGGCCUCAACCUGCAGCCAGGCGAGGCACCAGACACCGCCGACCGCUUCGCGGCGGAGCGGUUCCUCGUCCCGCAGCGCGUCCGUACUCUGCUGCGGUCGCGUGACUCGCUGAAGGAAGAGCUCGUCAGAGCUCGUUUGAUCGACCGCACUGCCGCGCACAUGCGGCCGCACUUGUUCCCCAAGGACAACGGUGACGGCGACGACGCGGAUGUGGGCGGUUGGGGCGCCUGGGACGAGCACGAGGGAGGCGACCACGGCGGCUACAACCGGGGCGGUUAUUGGGGUCGCAAUUCCAUGGAGAAUUGGAACAACCCCGAGUGGAUGGCCCUCCACGCGCACGACGACGAGCCCGAGAUGCGCAAGGCGCUGCUCGUGGCCGCCUCCCCGGUCAACGUGGCCUUGCGCAGGCGCCCGUUCCUGGCAAAGCACCGCACGCCCACGGGCCUGGAGGCCAUCGUGGCGCCGCAGAGCGUCAACGCACAGGCCCGCGUGGGCAAGGGCGGUGGCGGGAAGGACAUGGACAGGCGCGGCGGCCCAUCCUGGUGGGCGUACGGCUCCAUGCAGAUCUCCAACAAGCAGGGCUUCCUGCGCACCACCACGCUGGUCGACCCGUACCACAUCAUGCUCUUCGGCGGCCUGUCGGUGGAGCGACAACAGCGCCCUGGCCACGGCAAGGGCGCCAAGGGCAAGGGCAAGCAGGCUGCGGAAGACGACGGCGACGACGGCUUCGCAGUGGAGGGGCUCGACGGGGGUGGCCCUGUUGCUGUGAUCGACGACUGGAUCGAGCUGCAGGGGCAGGAGGAGAGUAUCCGGCUCCUCUCCCUGCUCCGCAGCGAGAUGCGCCGGUGCAUCCACCUCAAGGUGCUCGACCCGAAGGCCCCGCUCCCGGAGGCGUCGCAGUGGAUGCUAGACGAGGCGGUGACGGGAGUCCUGCGCACGGCCACGCGCCGCCAGAGCCGGCUGACGAGUCUCCUGCCGCAGCAGCUGGUGCUCCCUCCCGGAGGCACGCACAAGAUGGCCACGCACAGGCCACAGGGCUGGAGGGCCGAGGGGGCCGAGGGCAGGCCGUCCGAGGGGUGGAGGUCGGGCGGCCGCCCGGCGGAGGACUGGCGGGAGGGCGGCGGGUACAGGGGCAAGGCGGACAAGGGCGGCGGGAAGAAGGGCGGCGGCAAGGGCAAGGUCGCAGACGCCAGCGACUGGGGCGCCCGAGACUGGUCGAACCUGAGGGGCAGUGCAGCCAAGGGUGGCGGGAGCACAUACCAGUGA
Messenger RNA from Prorocentrum cordatum, 5274 nucleotides. The record is from the annotation of a GenBank genome assembly. NCBI's taxonomy places the organism in Eukaryota, Dinophyceae, Prorocentrales, Prorocentraceae.